Ricinus communis (castor bean) is the source of this 1547-nucleotide messenger RNA. Its product is annotated as mitochondrial inner membrane protein OXA1. Gene Ontology annotation, cellular component: mitochondrial inner membrane. The record is from RefSeq and is a predicted model, not a curated record. The transcript has 9 exons. Lineage: Eukaryota; Viridiplantae; Streptophyta; Magnoliopsida; Malpighiales; Euphorbiaceae. The coding region runs from base 58 to 1323 and encodes 421 amino acids. Gene Ontology annotation, molecular function: membrane insertase activity. Gene Ontology annotation, biological process: protein insertion into mitochondrial inner membrane from matrix; mitochondrial respiratory chain complex IV assembly.
ACCAAGAACAUUCGUUAGACGAGGAACUCUAUUAUUGAUUCUUGGUUUUGGGCGUCGAUGGCGUAUAUACGCAGCCUCACUACUCGGUCAACCCUUCUAAAACGACACUGUCACCCUUCGUUUACUUUCUUUCUUCAUCAACAUAGUGAUGAUCACAACAACACUUCCAUUGAUGAAUUCUCAUCUGUUCAAGGAAGGGGAUUCCAUAGCAAAAGCAGCGGCAGCUUUGAUAUUAGGCCGUUUCAAGAAAUAAGAUUUAGGGAUGCUUAUUCUCUUUCGCCAAGUAUUGGGGCGUCGUUCUGUCGGUACAUGUCAUCUACAGUUGGGGAAGGGUCAGAUCAUAAAAUUGAGCUCAUCAGUGAUGUUGCUGAUGUAGUGCUCACAGACGCUAGUGCGCAAUCUGUUGCUACAAAUGUUACAGCUCCUGUUGUUAAUGAAGUUGCUGCUGCUGCUGCUGAUUGUUUUGCACCUGUUGCUGUUCUUCAGCAUGUUAUUGAUGCUGUUCAUAAUUUAACUGGUUUCAAUUGGUGGGCUUCUAUAGUUUUAACGACUCUGAUAAUUAGAACUAUGAUGGUUCCGCUGAUGAUAAAUCAACUCAAAGCUACUUCAAAACUCACUCUUAUGAGGCCACGUUUGGAGGAGAUCAAGCAACAGAUGGACAAUACUGCUAUGGAUCCUGCAGCUAUAGCUGAAGGCAAUAAACGAAUGAAAAUGCUUUUCAAGGAAUAUGGUGCGAGUCCUUUUACUCCUAUGAAGGGGAUCUUUGUUCAAGGUCCUGUCUUUGUCUGUUUCUUCCUGGCUAUCAGAAACAUGGCAGAAAAAGUGCCAUCAUUCAAGAAUGGUGGAGCAUUUUGGUUUGUUGAUUUGUCAACUCCAGAUAGUCUAUAUAUCUUUCCAGUUUUGACAGCGUUGACUUUCUGGAUCACUGUCGAGCUCAACAUGCAAGAAGGUUUAGAGGGAAAUCCUGUUGCUGGUACCAUGAAAAAUAUAUCUAGGGUCUUUGCUGCUCUUACAGUUCCAUUGACCAUGGGUUUCCCCAAGGCUAUAUUUUGUUAUUGGGUAACAACCAACUUAUUCUCGUUUGCUUAUGGUGGAGUGCUUAAACUUCCUGGGGUAAAGCAGUUCUUAGGUGUUCCUAAAAUACCUGUGGCUCCAGCAAGUUCUACCUCGCAGUCUUCCUUCAGUUUGUCAGCAGCAGUAAAAGGGGCCCUCUCAGCAAAACAUGAACCUGCUGCAUCAUCAUCGUCAUCUGCAGAUCUUAGUCAGAAGAUUCAAACUUUAGAGAAGCAAGUAAAGGGAAGAAAGAGACGCACGAGGCGAUAAAUGAUUUUUUUUUUCUUUUUCUGUUUGCAGUAACCAGAAAUGAGGUUUGGCGGCUCUUAUAAUGAAUGUAUUAUCAAUCAUAUUCUUUGUUUGUUUUCCAAGAAAGAAAUAGGGGAGAGAUGGUAGUUCAUAUAAUUAUUGAGUGGGGAAAGGGUUGAUGCCCCAUUAUUUCAAUAAAAUAAAGAUUAUAUAAUAGUUCAGCUCAAAUGUUUAAAAUUUUUGUA